GUUCGCGGAAGAGGCGGCGGCAGCGGCCCGGCGCUAGCCCCGCUUCCCGGCGCGGUGCGGCGCGACCAUGUCGCUGCUGCAGUCUGCCUUGGACUUCCUGGCGGGGCCCGGCUCCCUGGGCGCUGCCAGCCGCGACCAGAACGACUUCGUGGGGCAGACGGUGGAGCUGGGGGACAUGAAGCUGCGGAUCAAGCGAGUCAUCGCCGAGGGUGGGUUUGCUUUUGUUUAUGAAGCUCAAGAUCUUGGGAGUGGCAAAGAUUAUGCUUUGAAGAGACUGUUGUCCAAUGAAGAAGAAAAGAACAAAGCCAUCAUCCAAGAAGUUUGUUUUAUGAAAAAGCUUUCAGGUCAUCCCAACAUUGUCCAGUUCUGUUCUGCUGCAUCUAUAGGAAAAGAAGAAUCGGAUACUGGGCAGGCUGAAUUUCUUCUGCUCACGGAGCUAUGUAAAGGGCAGCUGGUAGACUUCUUAAAGAAAGCAGAAUGCAAAGGGCUUAUUUCAUGUGAUACUGUUCUGAAGAUAUUUUAUCAGACCUGCAGAGCAGUGCAGCAUAUGCAUAAACAAAAACCUCCUAUUAUUCAUAGGGAUUUAAAGGUGGAAAACUUGCUGAUUAGUAACCAAGGAACAAUUAAGCUGUGUGACUUUGGCAGUGCUACAACAGUAGCAUAUUAUCCUGACUACAGUUGGUCUGCACAAAAGAGAGCAAUAGUUGAAGAAGAGAUUACGAGGAACACAACCCCAAUGUACAGGACUCCAGAAAUGAUCGACUUGUAUUCAAACUUUCCAAUUGGUGAAAAACAGGAUAUAUGGGCCUUGGGCUGUAUCCUGUACUUGUUGUGCUUUAGGCAACAUCCAUUUGAAGAUGCAGCCAAGCUUCGCAUAGUCAAUGGGAAAUACUCCAUUCCUCAGACUGAUACUCGAUACACUGUGUUCCAUGAACUCAUUUGUUCAGCUUUGAAGGUAAAUCCAGAGGAGAGGUUGUCAAUCACUGAGCUGGUGAAUCAAUUGCAAGAAAUAGCAGCUGCUAGGAAUGUAAAUCCAAAAUCUCCAAUUACAGAGCUCUUAGAGCAAAAUGGAGGCUAUGGAAACAAUGCUCAACCUCGACUGUCUACAAACUCAGUGUUGCAGAGCUCUAAACCUGCAGGACAACUCAAUAAUGUGUACAAUGCAGGCCUGACAGUUGCAGAAUGUGACCAGUCAUAUGGAGGGUUCUUUGAUAUUCUUAAGGGUGGAACAGAGAGAUUUUUCACUAAUAUCAAGGAUACUUCUUCUAAAGUCAUCCAAUCUGUGGCCAAUUAUGCAAAGGGAGAUUUGGAUAUAUCGUUUAUCACUUCCAGAAUUGCUGUGAUGUCCUUUCCAGCAGAAGGUGUAGAAUCUGCCAUCAAAAAUAACAUAGAAGAUGUGCGAUUAUUUUUAGACUCUAAACACCCUGGACACUAUGCUGUUUACAAUGUAUCUCCAAGAACAUACAGGUCUUCAAGAUUUCAUAAUAGGGUUUCUGAAUGCGGUUGGCCAGCGAGACGUGCUCCAAAUCUUCACAACCUUUAUAGCAUUUGCAAGAACAUGCAUUUAUGGCUAAAGCAAGAUCAGAAGAAUGUUUGCAUUGUGCACUGCCUUGAUGGAAGAGCAGCUUCUGCUGUGGUAGUUUGUUCUUUCCUGUGCUUCUGUCAUCUCUUCACUACUGCUGAGGCUGCAGUUUAUAUGUUCAGUAUGAAACGCUGUCCACCUGGCAUUUGGCCUUCUCACAAAAGAUAUAUAGAGUACAUGUGUGACAUGAUGGCAGAAGAACCCAUUAUUCCUCACAGCAAGCCGAUCCUCAUCAAAUCAAUUAUCAUGACUCCAGUACCUCUCUUCAGCAAGCAACGCAAUGGCUGUCGGCCUUUUUGUGAAGUUUAUGUUGGGGAUGAAAGAGUGACUACUACCUCACAGGAAUAUGACAAAAUGAAAGAGUUUAAAACUGAAGAUGGCAAAGUGGUAAUCCCCUUGGGGAUAACAGUGCAAGGAGAUAUUCUCAUUGUGAUCUAUCAUGCCAGGUCAACCUUAGGAGGCAGACUCCAAGCAAAGAUGGCUUCAAUGAAGAUGUUCCAGAUUCAGUUCCAUACAGGUUUUGUGCCUCGAAAUGCCACCACAGUGAAAUUUGCCAAGUAUGAUUUGGAUGCUUGUGACAUUCAAGAGAAGUACCCAGACUUAUUUCAAGUGAAUCUGGAAGUGGAGGUGGAGCCUAAGGACAGACCUAGUAGUGAACGAGCACCAUGGGAUAACUUGAACAUAAAGGGACUCAAUCCAAAGAUCCUUUUCUCCAGCCGGGAGGAACAACAAGAGAUUUUAUCGAAAUUUGGUAAACCUGAGCUACCUAGACAACCAGGUUCAACAGCACAGUAUGAAGCAGAAGUAUCCAAAUUGGAACAAUCUUCAGAAAACAUAUCUACGGAGCCAGACUCUUCACACAGCAGCAGCGCUGAGACAAAUAACUUCUUCCACACUUUGGACUGGCAAGAAGGAAAAAGUCCAGAGACCGGAAUCAAGGACCACUUAUCCAAAGACAGUCAUCUGGGACUAACAGAUGACAGGGGUGAGAGUGAGCCUUCAGAUGAUGAGUUUGCUACAGUUUCUAAUGAAGGGAUGGUGGAGUUAGCUGAAGAAAAAGAAAAACCCACUUCAAGAGAAGAUUUACUUUUUGAAGCCAGUUUUGAAUCUCCACCUGCCCAACCACAAGAAUCUCUUCCAGAAGAGAAAGUGGAUUUAUUAGGGCUAGACUCUGAUGUUCCCCAAGAACAGAAUCCUCCUACCUCGGAGAUGAAUUCUUCAUCUAGCAAUGCAGACCUACUGAACAAUUUGUUGGUGGACAGCACAUCUCAGGCUUCAGAAGAACCUACUGGAGAUCUUCUGGGACAAGGGGAAGACUUCUUUUUCAGCAGUCAGUCUCAUCCCUCUGUCAAUGCCCAGACUACAUCUUCAACAGUAGUGGCGUCUUCUGCAGCUGAUCCGUUUGACCCAUUCAAAAUGUCAUCAGGUUCUGAAAAUCCAACCCUGACUGGCCCUGAUCUCUUUGGCGACUUCCUUAAUCCAAAUGCAACAUCCUCAUCCCGUACGUUUCCCUCCACACACAGCGCACCACCUCCUUCUUCUAGUUCAGACUUCUUAAAUUUAGGAAAUCUGACACAAGAGCCAGCUAAAAUAACUUCCUCUGCAAGUCACCCAGACCUUUUGGGUGGAUGGGACUCCUGGGCUGAUUCCUCAGCUGCUGCCAGUGUAGCAUCACAACAACCAAAGAAGUCUGCAUUUGAAGGCCAAGCUCUUACUACAGGAAGCCAAUCAAAUGCGUCUUCAGGUCCAUCUCUCACCCAAACACAAUCUCAAAAUUUUGACCCUUUUGCUGACCUGGCUAACCUUAGAUCUGGUCUUCCAGGUCCUUCCAGUGGCAGUUUCUCACCUGGUGGAUUUGCUCAAAAGUCUGCUCCUUCUCAGAAACCAGGCAGUGGUCAGUGGCAAAAGAACAAACCACAAACUACUGGUACUUCAUGGCAGCCCCAGGCUAAACCACAGCAAACUAAACCCAGUGCCCAGGCUAAGCCCAACUAUACAAUGAACUUCAGUGUUAUUGGAGGGCGAGAAGAAAGAGGUAUUAGAACUCCUUGUUUUGGACAAAAGCCAAAAGUUUCAGAAAAUGAUUUUGAGGAUUUGUUGUCCAAUCAAGGAUUUUCAGCUAAAUCAGACAGAAAAGGACCAAAGACCAUUGCUGAAAUGAGAAAGCAAGAAAUGUCCAAAGAUAUGGAUCCCCUGAAAUUAAAGAUUCUAGAAUGGAUUGAGGGAAAGGAGAGAAAUAUAAGGGCUCUGAUAUCCACUCUUCACACUGUUCUUUGGGAAGGUGAGAAUAGGUGGAAGCCAGUGAGCAUAGCUGAUCUAGUUACCCCUGAACAAGUAAAGAAGUACUACAGGAAAGCAGUACUUGUAGUUCAUCCAGAUAAGGCCACAGGACAGCCUUAUGAGCAGUAUGCCAAAAUGAUCUUCAUGGAGUUGAAUGAUGCAUGGUCAGAGUUUGAAAACCAAGGAUCAAAAUCGCUUUUCUAAAAAUUCACCUUGCUGUGAUUUUCAAAAUGUAUUUGCUACAGAAUGGAGUCAAGCGCUGGUAGUCUGACCUUACUGUCUCUGGGAUUUAGGAAAGAUCUUGUUUUGUAUGACUUCAGCAGUGUGUGAAAUCAUACACUUAAAUAUGGAGAUGCGUUUUAUAAGAUGUAGAAUUUAAAGCAUUACACAUAUGCACUAAAAAACCCCCAGCUGUUCAGGUCUUCAAAAUCAUAGCCUAGAAGUAGAGAUUUUCAUUCAGUUUUAAAUAUGGUAAAACAAAUUUUAAUGAUGCCCACUGAGAUUUGAUAUGUUGGUAUCCAAGAAUAAGACAUUCCAAACCCGGUGAUUUUGUUUUGUUUGAAAAUAAGAAACGACCUCAAUUUAUGGUUCUGUUACUUUCAGUAGUUGUGAUUUGAUUUUGAUGUUUGCCUGUCGCCUUACUCCAAGUGCUUUAGCUCUAUCACAGUGAAUUUGCUAAGCAUUUCUUUUCUUGAAUCUAUGUGAGGUGUACAUUUUCAUCUGUAUUUUGUGUACUCAAUUGGAUAAUCAUUCUGUAAAUAAUUAAAAUAUUUUCUGAUAAUACCUGUGUUCCUUACAAUGAAUUGACAGUUACUUAGCCAAAAAGUUCCCAGUUAUGGGAAAGCCCUCCAGGGUGGUUCUUGACUCUUUUUUCCAUAUCAUGAAUUUGGAAAUAUAUCUUGGCUUUAAUAUA
Molecule: messenger RNA, 4775 nt
Organism: Gavialis gangeticus (Gharial)
Lineage: Eukaryota; Metazoa; Chordata; Crocodylia; Gavialidae
Gene: GAK
Product: cyclin G associated kinase
Exons: 28
Coding region: 68-4066 (1332 amino acids)
Biological process (GO): regulation of clathrin-dependent endocytosis; protein phosphorylation; positive regulation of Notch signaling pathway
Cellular component (GO): cytoplasm
Molecular function (GO): AP-2 adaptor complex binding; protein serine/threonine kinase activity; ATP binding
Source: RefSeq, a predicted model, not a curated record